AUGAUUGGACCGCCAUUGCGGGCGAUUGUCCAGCUGAGCAGCGACCGAGACCCACCUGGAUGUCUUGCGCUGGACGUUGAAAAGAAAGACAAAAUGCAUCCGAUGACGACAUUUUGGUCAUCCUGUGCGCUCGGAGCGCUUUCUGAAGCCAAUCUUUGUAUCGCCUUUUGGGCCUCACCUCCCCUGACCGUCUCUACAAUCCUGAAUGACAUAUCAGAUGAUGAGCUACUGGCGCGCCCGAUGAUCCCUUGGAAGGAUCGCCUCGUGAAAUAGACCUCACCAAAGCAACAAAGCAACAAAGCAACAAACGGUCAGUCAAUGGGUGAAACACGCCAGAAGUCGGCGAAAGAAAGCCACAAAAUGCAGCCAAAAAAAGGGGGGAGUAUGGGUGAAGAAGUAGAAAGAGAAUUCUUAUCUCACGGAGAAUUGGAAUUGGGUAUUUGUGUCACCACGUCGUGCGUGCUUGCUUCUUACAUGGUGUCGACAUACAGACGGACCGUCUCGUGCUUGGCAGCUAGGCAGGCCACGUGCAUCCCCGACCGCAUGUGUUUCGCCUCCCCCAAAAGAUGAGAAAAAG
Molecule: messenger RNA, 577 nt
Organism: Aspergillus neoniger CBS 115656
Lineage: Eukaryota; Fungi; Ascomycota; Eurotiomycetes; Eurotiales; Aspergillaceae
Exons: 2
Coding region: 1-273 (90 amino acids)
Source: RefSeq, a predicted model, not a curated record